Messenger RNA from Salvia splendens (bonfire salvia), 1965 nucleotides. Its product is annotated as E3 ubiquitin-protein ligase RGLG4. Gene Ontology annotation, biological process: protein ubiquitination. The record is from RefSeq and is a predicted model, not a curated record. Bases 295 to 1650 code for a protein of 451 amino acids. NCBI's taxonomy places the organism in Eukaryota, Viridiplantae, Streptophyta, Magnoliopsida, Lamiales, Lamiaceae. Gene Ontology annotation, molecular function: ubiquitin-protein transferase activity. Gene Ontology annotation, cellular component: nucleus. The transcript has 11 exons.
AGUAUAAUAUACAGUCUUUCCUUAUAUGCUAUUGCCACCAAAUUCUGGGCGUUAUGAGCAGGGAAAGAAUCGAUUCCUUUCAAUCUUCUCGACAAUACGCUAUCUUUUUCCUUUCCCCUGCAUCAGCAUCACCCCACACUCCCUCUCAAAGCAACAACAUCUAAUCAAUUCUGUACCAAAAGAAGGUGCAUCAGAAUCUGAGGUAGUUUCCUCGCAAUUGCAGCCUGCCUAACUUGAGCCAUAAAUUCACGCAAUUUAUAACCUCGUGCCCACUCUCUCACCGAAGAAGAUGCCAUGGGGAAUCUGUUGUUCCGGUCUCGUAAGCGCACCGUCAGCCGCAGCGUCAGCUCCUGUGGCCCCGCCGUUUUAAGGACGCGCUCGCGCUCUCGCUCGAUUUCUCGCAUGAGAUCGCGCUCAUCUUCGUUUGCCGACAAUCCGUUGCCGGACAGAAAUUCGAAAGAAACCAAAGGCGGCAUGAGCUCCGGCAGCGGCGGCGCCGAGAAGAAGAAAAAGUAUAGUUACAUUCCCGAUAAUUUCACCUCCUUCGACCAGGUCACAUUGGCAUUAAGAGAAGCUGGACUGGAAUCAUCAAAUCUAAUUCUCGGGAUUGAUUUUACGAAAAGCAAUGAAUGGACAGGCAAAGUCUCAUUCAGUAACCGUAGCCUGCAUGCUAUCAGUGACACGCCAAAUCCAUAUGAAAAGGCUAUAUCAAUCAUUGGGAAGACUUUGGCCCCGUUUGAUGAAGACAAUUUAAUUCCCUGUUUCGGGUUUGGUGAUGCAACCACACAUGAUCAGGAAGUAUUUAGCUUUCACGGUGAUCACUCUUCUUGCCAUGGGUUUGAAGAAGUUAUGGCCUGCUACAGAAGAAUAGUUCCAAAGUUACGAUUAUCUGGGCCAACAUCUUAUGGACCCGUUGUGGAUGCUGCGGUAGAUAUAGUGGAGAAAAGUGGUGGACAAUACCAUGUUUUAGUGAUCAUUGCUGAUGGGCAGGUUACCAGAAGUGUCAAUACAUCAGAUAAUGAACUCAGCCCACAAGAAGAGAGAACCAUAAACUCCUUAGUGAAUGCAAGUCUCUAUCCUCUCUCAAUUAUUCUUAUUGGUGUUGGUGAUGGACCAUGGGAUGAUAUGAAGAAAUUUGAUGACAAAAUUCCUGAUCGCGAUUUCGAUAAUUUUCAGUUUGUUAAUUUUACUGAGAUAAUGUCAAAGUCCACAUCAUCUGCUGAAAAAGAGACAGCUUUCGCUCUUGCUGCAUUGAUGGAAAUUCCUGUCCAAUAUAAAGCAGCCCGUGAAUUCGGUUUAUUAGGACUUACAUAUAAUUUAACUUUUCUGUUAAUACAUCUCCUCUCAACUUGCAAAUUGGAACAAAGACGAGUGACUGGAAAAGCUAAGAAAAUAGUUCCUAGGCCUCCACCGGUGCCAUACACACCAGCAGCAUCACACAAUAGCCACAGUGGAUUAUCACGACAGUUCAGCAACAAUUCAGCGUCUGCGCAAGAUGACCAAACUCAGGUUUGCCCCGUUUGCUUAACCAAUGCAAAGAACAUAGCCUUCAGCUGCGGACACCUGACUUGCAGCGAAUGCAGCUCAAAAUUGUCAGAAUGUCCCAUUUGCCGGAAGCGCAUCACAAGUCGACUCAGGCUGUAUUCUUGAAAAUAUCCAGUUUCUGCAGCAGCACAUAUGUGGCAUGGAAGAAUUUGUUUUCGGCUUUGCUUUCAUUUUCUUCUUUGUAUGGUGUGUCAUCGAUGUUGUGCGUGAUUGCAGUAGCGUUAAUCAGCCGAUCAGCUCCUAACAGCUAAAUCGGAAGUCCAAUAGUGUAUAUGUGUUGUGAGGCGUGAAUGUAUAUAUGAAUCAUGGCAUGUAGCAGCUAUGCUUCUUUAUGUACAAGGUUGUAUCCUGCAUUGGUGUAAAUCUCAGGACUGCAAGUAUUUUAUCUUGAUAUUUUUUAACUUUUUCACCAGAGUAAAA